AUGGGAGGAUAUCAAGGUCAACCAAGACCCAAGGGGUUUCAAAACACUUACAACCCAAAGUGGAGGAAUAACCCAAACAACCCAUACCCACUAAAGAAAAACCCACCACAUGUUAUGAUGAGACCCCAAUUUUCUCAAUACCCAUCACAAAAACAUCCAUAUCCCCAAACAUCUAAUCCCACUCCAAAUUACCAACAACCUCCACAACAAGGCCAAUCAAGUGGUAACCAUCAAAUGAGACUUCAAGAACUUGUUACUUCUAUUGCUCAAAGCCAAACCCAAUUUCAACAAGAGACCAAGAACACCUUCUCCAACAUUCAAGCACAAAUUGGAGACUUGGCCACCACUCUCAAUAAUAUGGAACACAGGGGUAAACUUCCAUCCCAAACCAAGAAGAACCCCAAUGUGGGUGCAAUAACCUUGAGAAGUGGGAAAACACUUGGAGAAAGCAACCCUAAAAGAGUUUCAAGAGAAGAAGAAGAUGAAGUUAUUAUUAUUGAGCCUUCAAGGGUUGUAGUUCCUCCAAAGGAACCGGUUGUGAAAAAUAUUGAGCAACCCAAAUCUUCCAACAAGACCAUCAAGCCAUUGGUCAUACCACCACCCUUCCCUACCCGGUUAGCCGCUUCAAAGAAAAAAGAGGAAGAAAAUGAAUUCUUUGAAACUUUCCGCACGGUCCAAAUCAACAUUCCACUAUUGAAUGCUAUUAAGCAAAUUCCAAGUUAUGCAAAAUUUCUCAAGGAUUUGUGCACCAAGAAGAAGAAAUUCAAGGCAAAUGAAAAGAUUCAAGUCAAUGCAAACGUGUCUGCGAUUAUCCAAAAGAAGUUACCUCCCAAAUACAAGGAUCCAGGAAUAUAUGUUAUCCCUUGUACCAUUAGUGAUUUGCAUGUCGAAAGUGUCGUGUUAGAUCUUGGAGCCUCGAUCAAUGUGAUGCCAUAUUCGGUUUUUCAAUCUCUCAAUGUUGGACCUUUGGAAGAAACGGGAAUAAUCAUUCAAUUAGCGGACAUGUAA
This is a messenger RNA of Lactuca sativa (garden lettuce), 1008 nucleotides long. RefSeq lists its product as uncharacterized. Lineage: Eukaryota; Viridiplantae; Streptophyta; Magnoliopsida; Asterales; Asteraceae. The record is from RefSeq and is a predicted model, not a curated record.